CCAUAAGUUGCCCUCAUCUGCUACGACACUGCUGUGAGAGCACAGGCUCUUCUCUGCGAUGGCAGCACUCUCUUCAUCCCUCCUCCUCUUGUUCGCAGCUCAUUUUCUCACCACAUCCUUCUCUCUAGAACUGAACUUCUACAGGGACUCAUGCCCCAGGGCGGAGCUCAUCGUGAAAGAGGUGGUGCAAAAGCAUUGCCAGAAGGACCCAUCAGUCCCUGCCGGCCUUAUCCGCCUGCAUUUCCAUGAUUGUUUCAUCAAAGGAUGUGAUGCUUCGGUGCUCGUCGACAGCACCGAUUACAAUAUAGCGGAGAAGGAGGCUCCUCCCAACCUGACACUGAGGGCGUUCGACGUGAUCGACGACAUCAAGGCUGAAGUGGAGAAGGAAUGCCGCGGCGUCGUGUCCUGUGCUGACAUAUUAGCGCUGGCCGCAAGAGAUGGGGUCGCACUGUCAGGGGGAGAGGCGUACCCUCUUCCGACCGGGCGAAGAGAUGGGACUGUUUCUUUGAUGGAAGAUGCUCAUUUUCCUGGCCCGUCCUUCUCCGUCCAGGCUGCCCUAUCUGCCUUCCAAACGAUCAACCUUGAUUUGGUAGAUCUCACAACACUACUAGGGGCUCAUAGCAUUGGAUUGUGCCACUGUGGAUUCUUCAUCGACAGGCUUUACAACUUCCGUGGUAGCGGUUUAGCUGACCCACACAUAGAUCCUGGCCUGCUCGAUACGCUCCGACACAAAUGCCCCUUCGAGGUGGUGGAGAUCAAGAACGUGAGCAAAGAUCCCAAAGUCUUCAUGAACCAAGCAGCAGCUGCCUCCUCCUCGCCUUUCACUUUGAACACCUCUUUCUACCGAGGCUUGCUCGAUUACCGGGCCGUGCUGCGCCUCGACCAGAACUUGGCUUUCACCGACUUCACUAGUAGAUUGGCUGCAUCCUAUGUUGAUGAUCCAAAGCUCUUUCUCGCUCAGUUCUCCAAGUCGAUGAUCAAACUGGGAAGCGUUGGCGUUUUAACAGGACGAGACGGGGAGAUCAGAUCAAAUUGUCGAAGCAUAAACGAUGGAACAUGAGACGAGUCCAAGUUUUCUGUAUCGAUGCCAUAUGUAACAACAAGCCUUAUUGAUUCUCGAGUCACUUCGGCUGAUGCUGUACCUCCUUGGAUCUUAUGGGUGCUAAAAGCUCUUUGCUACUUGGUCGCUUUAGAUCCUAAAUUCCAUCAAAUGCCCGUUCAUUUUUUGUGUUUA
This is a messenger RNA of Musa acuminata subsp. malaccensis (wild Malaysian banana), 1234 nucleotides long. RefSeq names its product peroxidase 57. Lineage: Eukaryota; Viridiplantae; Streptophyta; Magnoliopsida; Zingiberales; Musaceae. Gene Ontology annotation, cellular component: plant-type cell wall; plasmodesma. Gene Ontology annotation, biological process: response to oxidative stress; hydrogen peroxide catabolic process. Gene Ontology annotation, molecular function: peroxidase activity; heme binding. The record is from RefSeq and is a predicted model, not a curated record.